UUGGCGGCACCGAAUAUGAUACAAAGUGAAUGAGCAUAGAUUAUGACUCCAGCUCUUAAAACUCCUUGGUGAUAGUGAACUCAUUUCGUAACAUACAGUUGCAACAGUGAGUGCUCUUCGUGCCACGGCUAUUCAAUAGUCAUAUUGUUUUUUUUAAUUCAAUAGUAAUACCAGCUAAAAUGCCUGCUUCAUGGAGUGUCGGUCAGAAAGCAGCUCUAAUGGCUGGGGCUUCUCUCCCGUCAGGUUACGCCUGGCUUCGAUGGAAAUAUCCAAACCUCAAGACUGAUGUCCAAUUUUUUCUUCGUUUGGUAAAGAUUGGGAAAUUAUUGGAAAACUGUCAGAAAUCUAAACUCUUUAUUCUUGAUAUUUUGGAGGAGCAUGCCAGAGCAAGGCCCAACCAUCCUUGUAUUCUAUACGAGAAUGAAAGGUACACAUACGCAGAGGUGGCGGGGAACGUGAACCGCACUGCUCGGUGGGUUAGCGGUUCGGAUCCCAUUUUGAAGAAAGGAGAUGUUGUUUGUGUUUUAUUACACAAUGGGCCUGCAAUCGUUUGGACUUGGCUUGGUUUGCAGAAGAAGGGUAUCAUAGCAAGUAUGAUCAAUUACAACCUUAAAGGAUCAGCUCUUCUGCAUUGUAUUAAGGCCAGCCAGCCAAAACAUAUCAUCUUCGGUUCAGAGUUCCUAGACGCGAUCCUUGACAUCCAAGCUUCACUGCGAGAUCUCAGGAUUGGCCUGUGGAUGAUAAAUGAUGCUCGCAUCCCUGGUCUUCUACCACCCGAUGAUGUGGUUACCAUGGAGAUAUCUACCGUGUCUGGAGAGCAAUUUCCGACCGUGCCCAUCACAGGCCUUGGUGAUAUAGGGGCUUAUAUCUUCACCUCGGGAACUACAGGAAUGCCAAAGCCGGCUAUCGUUACUCACGGUAGAGCAAUUGGAGGAGGUGCAUUCUCUAGCAUACAGGUUGGUGUAUCACCAUCAGAUGUCUACUAUAUAGCGCUACCUAUGUAUCAUUCAUCCGCACUCCUGAUUGCAGCCUCGGGGUGUCUUUACACAGGUAAACCUUCUUAUCUGUAUUUAAUAAUCAAUCUGCUCAUAUUUAUACUUUCAUUAAAGAGGGAGCGAGCGGUCGAGGGCGAGCCUAACCAACGAGAUUGUGUUUCAAAAAUAUCAUCAAGGGAAAGUAAUAUUUCUCUUGCUAUUCAAUCCACUGAAACUGUACUAGGGGGCACCAUAGCCAUUGCUAAAAAGUUUUCGGCGUCGCAUUUUUGGGAUGACGUCAGAAGGUUUCAAGUAACUAUCUUCCAGUACAUCGGGGAGGUGUGUAGAUACCUCCUGGCUCAACCCAAGAGAGAGAACGACGGCGACUAUCCUCGUCGUGUGAGGGCGGUGGGUAAUGGCUUGAGACCCGACAUCUGGAAAGAGUUCAAGACGAGAUUCAACAUCACUCAAAUCUUUGAGUUCUAUGCGGCUACUGAGGGUAACUUUAGUUUCCUUAACAUCGACGGUCACGUGGGAAGUGUCGGCAGAUAUUCAUGGAUUCUCAGGAGAAUGCUGGAUAGAGUGGAGAUCGUCGACUGUGAUUAUGAGAGCGGAAAACCGAAACGAAAUCCCGAUGGUCUGUGCGUUCGGCUUCCUCUAGGCUCGACAGGUUUGAUGUUGCUUAAGAUCACGGAGAAAGCAGCUUUCGUUGGAUAUCGUGGACCAGAAGAGAUGACAAAGAAGAAGAUUGUAAGGGAUGUGAAGACAAAGGGAGACGCAUACUUCAAUACCGGUGAUCUCAUGAAGAUCGAUGUCGAUGAAUACGUUUACUUCAUUGACCGGCUCGGAGAUACAUUCAGAUGGAAAGGAGAAAAUAUUUCUACCCAGGAAGUUUCUCAUGUUCUUGCUUUAUUUCCAGCAAUACUUGAAGCUAAUGUGUAUGGUGUACAUGUGCCGGGUCACAAUGGAAGGGCGGGGAUGGCAUCAAUUGUUUUACAUAAAGGAGCCACCUUAGAUUUCUCAGGUCUCUACCAGCACAUCACCUCAUCCCUCCCGGACUACGCUCGGCCAAAGUUUCUCCGGCUUCUCGAUGAGAUGGAUCUAACCGGUACCUUCAAGCACAAGAAGACUGAAUUGGUAAAGAGGGGUUUUGCUCCUGAUGGAUACGGAGAAGUUUACAUCAUUGAACCCUCAAGGAAGACCUAUGUACCAAUAAACCAUGAUCAUAUCAAGAUGUUAACAGCAGGUUAUUCAAAAUUGUGAACAGGUAUACAACAUCGAGGCUUAAUUUGAUCAUACCAACACCAAGUCAUACUAAGUUUUAAAAGAUUAACAAUAUUGGGUAAUAUCAUAAUCAUAUCAAGCUAUUAAUAACAGCUAGGUCUUUCCAAGCCGUAACAGAUUUACAACAUCGAGCCAUGACUUUAUCAUAUUAAGAUGUUAGCAGCAGGUCAUUCCAAGUUGUAAAAAGAUCAGAAGAACUUUGUAUCGAAUCAUUAUUACUAUUAGCAUUAUGCCAUUUUAUUUUGUCCCUGAUUCAUGUCAUGGUAUUUCAGAUGAUGAAAUUUUAGAGUACUUGGGAGCGUAAACAGCGUGUUGAAGCCUUUACCCAUUAUUUGCUAUACACCUUCUUGUUAGCAUUCCCCCCUCCCCCAAUUUUUGGCAUGGGGCCCUGAUCCCACUGUCCCCUUCCUGGGGUCACUGCUCCUGGAACAGAUUGAAUAUUAAUAAUGUGCACGCACCGACACAACAUAUUUCAUAUUAGAGAGUGUAAAUUAUUAUGCGACAAUAUUAAAACCUAAUGUAGUUUCUAUUUUACAGUAACAAAUUUUGUUCAAAUAUUAGACAUUUAUCACUUUCUCAGUAGGCCCGUAGAGAGCGGGUUUAGUUAACAUUAUGCUGUAUUUCUAGUUGCAUGAUUUUAUGUACACUUCUACACAAAAGGUUGUAACAAUAACAUGUUGAAUCGUCAUCAGUACUUGAAAAUAUGAUAUUUUAUAAUUCGUUGUAUAUAAAAGUGUCGUAGUCUAAUGGUUUCAGUACUUGAAUUGAGAUGUGAAUGUCACUUGUUCUAAACCUUGUUAGUUUCUAAUAUGCUAUUUAAUUGUUGUUAUCAUUUAUUAUUUGUAUAAUAUCGAUAGUCUAUUACGUUUACUUCGUAUCAUCAUGAUUAUGCUGAUAUUGUAUGGUCCUGUCAAGAAGUUUUAUGUAAUUAAGAGACAACCACCUUAGAAAUAUAACUCAACAAUAAAUCAUUACAAGAAAUUUAUUUAGGACUGGAAUAAUGAAGAACAAAUAUGUAUCUAAAAAUAAUUUUCCUUCAGUUUCAUAUAAUCAAUGAUGGCUUUUUCAGUUACCCAACUGCUACCACAGAGGGCCUUGGGUAACAAUUGAUGCAAUAUGUUAUAUACAAGAGCAUCUAAGAUAUACAGCCCUCUUGUCAAUUACUUGUUGAAAAGUAUUAUUUAAAACCAGUUAUCGUUAUUUGGUUAAAGAUUAAAACAAGUUAAUUGCACAAUUUUCCGACGUAUUUGAUCUAUCCGUUUUCAACACUUAUCAUAAAUUCGCUACUAUUGAAUAAAUCGAAUACUUGAUUAAUUCUGCAUUACUUGUUAAAACAAGAAAAAGUUUAUGAAGAAUAUAACUUUCACCACAAUGCAAAAAAGAAGAACUAUGCCAAGAUGUUAGAUUAGUAUAUUAUUGUCGUAUUGCAUAAAGCAGCUUUCCAACUGAAAUUAAAGAAAUGGUAGAAAUCUAAUGAAUCUCGUAUUUAAAAUUGUAUUUUUCCUUUCUGCCCUGAAU
This is a messenger RNA of Strongylocentrotus purpuratus (purple sea urchin), 3776 nucleotides long. Its product is annotated as long-chain fatty acid transport protein 6-like. NCBI's taxonomy places the organism in Eukaryota, Metazoa, Echinodermata, Echinoidea, Camarodonta, Strongylocentrotidae. The coding region runs from base 180 to 2237 and encodes 685 amino acids. The record is from RefSeq and is a predicted model, not a curated record. Gene Ontology annotation, molecular function: long-chain fatty acid-CoA ligase activity; long-chain fatty acid transmembrane transporter activity. The transcript has 10 exons.